Molecule: messenger RNA, 1412 nt
Organism: Anopheles cruzii
Lineage: Eukaryota; Metazoa; Arthropoda; Insecta; Diptera; Culicidae
Product: zinc finger protein 568-like
Exons: 4
Coding region: 1-1260 (419 amino acids)
Biological process (GO): regulation of transcription by RNA polymerase II
Cellular component (GO): nucleus
Molecular function (GO): RNA polymerase II transcription regulatory region sequence-specific DNA binding; zinc ion binding; DNA-binding transcription factor activity, RNA polymerase II-specific
Source: RefSeq, a predicted model, not a curated record
AUGGAAGUGUGCCGUUUGUGCAUGAGUUAUUCUAAUCCAACGAAUGAUCUGAAUGAUGAAAAUAUAUAUAACCAAAUCCGGGAAUGUCUUAGACUGGAGAUUGAUCUUAAGGACAAACGAUUGCCUUCAACAAUAUGCCUGGUUUGUGCCAGAAACGUCCGUAAGUUUCAUCGAUUUGGGCGUGAAUGCUGGAAAACGCAGAGGUUGCUGAAAGAUGACGGAUUUGUUAAGGUGGAAAAAGUCUCCAACUUGCGCCUUUCCCUCGAAGGAAAUGCCAGUUUGGACGACUGUGGCAAACUACAAUAUCAACCAGUGAAAAGGGAAAUGAUCAUUAAACUAGAGGAAAUUAGUGUUCCACUUUCUUUGGCAACCGAUUCACGCCGAGAUCCAGAAGAAAGAAGUCAAACCACAGAGAUUGGACCGAACAUGGAGCUGAUUAAACCAUUACCUUCACCCACGGAAGCAGACCACUUUAUUCAAGAAUGUAAAAUGGAAUCUCAAGUCCAGAUUGACUUUGAAAUAGAAUUUUUGGAUUCGGAUUCUCUCGGUCAGAAGUAUAUGCCGAAUCUGGAGGAGCAUGUACCAUUUCGAUCCUCUUGUACGCCCGAUAACACAAAGUUGUGCACCACAAGUCGAAAACCAAUGACGGGAAAAGCACUAUAUAGAUCCUUACUCAUGGAAUGCACUACUUGUGGUAAAAUGAUUGAACGAAACAGAAUGGAGGGACAUACGAACAAGCACAAAGGAAUUCGUCCAUACGCUUGCGGUACGGAUGGCUGUGAAGCUACAUUUCACUGUAAACACGCCCGCCGACUUCACAUUCGCUGUCGGCAUGGCAAUGAAUCUUUUCCUUGUGAAGCCUGUGGCAAAGCGUAUAAGGCUAGACGUGAUUUGUUGGGACAUAUACGAGAGUGCCACUCUGAACCUAGAUUUGAAUGUGACUUGUGCCCCAAGAAGUUUACGACAAGGUCACGUAUGAACCAGCAUCGAGAUUAUCAUAUUGGUAAUCGCAAACACGCCUGUACCGUCUGUCCUAUGAGAUUUUACAACAAAUUUCAACUAAGAGUACACACUAGAAUUCACACAGGAGCGAAACCUUUUGCUUGCCGGAUGUGUUCACAGUUCUUCACGUAUCGCCAUAUGGCAAAGGAACAUAUUGCUCGCUUUCACGGUGUCAAAAGAACGGUGGAUAAGGAAUGGAUCAUACAUUUUCCUGAACCUUCUAUUACAGAUGACAUAAACUUCAAAGGCCCUUGUUGAGUCGGUCGCGGUGUUGCAGGCCAAGACCGCUCGGCGGUUGUAAUGGCUGGAUAAGAAACUUCUAAGAAAUGGAUACCACACUUUUGCAUAAUAUGAUGGAAACUCAAUACCGACACCAAAUGCCAACUAUAUUGUAGCAAAUAAACGAACCU